This is a messenger RNA of Porites evermanni, 1383 nucleotides long. NCBI's taxonomy places the organism in Eukaryota, Metazoa, Cnidaria, Anthozoa, Scleractinia, Poritidae. The record is from the annotation of a GenBank genome assembly.
GAACGUUUCUGUGAUGUAAUAGUCGAAGUAAAAGGUAAAGAGUUCAAAGCUCAUAAAGCUGUUCUAGCUGCAGUGAGCCCGUUCUUUCUUACACUUCUGGAAAGUAACAUGAGAGAGAGCAACCAACACUUGAUCAAGAUAGAACUUGAAGAAGCAACUGCGUCCAUCAUAGAAGAUGUACUAAAGUACGUUUACACUGGAAAUGUUUCAGUCACUGAAGAAAGUGCUCACAAUCUGGUUGCAACCGCGGAUUAUCUCCUUUUACCUGGCUUAAAAACGUUAGCUUGUGAUUUCUUUAAAGAAAUUUUGGCAACUGAAAACUGUGUUUUUAACUAUUACUUUGCUGAAAAGUAUCGAUGUGUAAGUCUAAAGGAAAAAUGCCUGGAGCUUAUCAUGUCAAAUUUUAGUGCUGUUAUGGAAACAGAUGAUUUCCUUAAUCUUGAUGCAAAGCAAAUCAUGGAAUGGGUGUCCAGUGAUGACAUCAUCAUCAAAACAGAGGAAGAUGUUUUUAAAGGAAUCGUGAAGUGGGUUCAUCAUAACAAAAUUGAAAGGGAAAAAGAAUUUUCUGUUUUGUUGCAUCAAGUCCGCCUUAAUUCUCUCCAGCAAGAUUAUCUGGUCAAUGAAAUGGUGAAAGAGGAGCUCAUAACAACUAACAAUGAGUGUUUAAACUUUGUUUUGGGAUCCUUGAAGUGGAUUUUUAACCCCAGAGUUGAAAGUAGUAUCAGACCCAGAACAUGUCUGCAAACACAGAUGAACGGUAUUUUUGUUUGUGGUGGAAGGAAAGCCCUGAGUUACUUUCCCAACAAAAACAUUUGGUAUCAGUUACCAAACAUGUUCAUGGAACAUCAGAAUCAUGCUGCCAUACAGUACCAAGAUAAAGUUUACACUUUUAGUAAACAAGACGGUGCAGAUUAUUACAUCCCUUCAACCAACACUUGGGGUGCAAUUAAAUCAGACCCUCCACUUUUCGCUGAGAAAUUUUGCAGCUCAUUUAUACUGAAAGAGAGAAAGACUUUGUAUGCUGUAUUACAGAUCUUCACAUAUAAUUGUUGCAUUUGUUAUUUUGAUCCUUCCAAGAGUGAAUGGAGAUAUUUUGUUAGACAUGAAAAGCUUCAGUGCUGGGGAGCCUGUGGUGUGACCGAUGGGCAACACCUCUAUGUAAUAGGUGGAACUAAAAACAACAUUCGUAAAGUCGUUGGAUCAACCAAAGUAUUAAGGGUUGAUCCUGAAGAUAAUGAAUGUAAAGAGGUUGCAUCUAUGAAUGAGGCAAGGCAUAAUGCGUUUGGAACGGCCAUGAAUGGCAAAAUCUAUAUAGCAGGUGGAAUGCAAACCGAUGAAGAAAUUUGCAGAGUUCUUGUAAAUGACACAUGUGAGAUGUAUGAC